Molecule: messenger RNA, 1948 nt
Organism: Engraulis encrasicolus (European anchovy)
Lineage: Eukaryota; Metazoa; Chordata; Actinopteri; Clupeiformes; Engraulidae
Gene: sox3
Product: SRY-box transcription factor 3
Exons: 1
Coding region: 256-1158 (300 amino acids)
Biological process (GO): anatomical structure morphogenesis; regulation of DNA-templated transcription; cell differentiation
Molecular function (GO): DNA-binding transcription factor activity, RNA polymerase II-specific; RNA polymerase II cis-regulatory region sequence-specific DNA binding
Source: RefSeq, a predicted model, not a curated record
UUUACAGAGUUCUCUUGCAGAGCCGUGGAGUGCACACCGAGCGAACCUUACCUCGACCCUCGAAAAACCUGACUGUCAAACAGCAUUUCAGAAGAGAUACUUACUACUAACAAGAUCAUCACGACUUGGGGAGUUUGAGAGGACGGUUUGAUUUGAAGGCUGUCUCGUGGGGGGUGAGAAAAAGUUUUUUGCAGGCUUCCACUUGCCAAACUUUUGUUCUCUCUCUGGCGAAGGCGAACUCUUUAAACCGACAGAAUGUAUAGCAUGAUGGAAACGGAGAUCAAGAGCCCCCUCCCGCAGACCAACACGGGCACGGGGGUCGGUGGCGGGAAAAACAACAUUUCCAACGAAGAGCGCGUGAAGAGGCCGAUGAACGCCUUCAUGGUGUGGUCGCGCGGGCAGCGGAGGAAGAUGGCUCAGGAGAACCCCAAAAUGCACAACUCCGAGAUCAGCAAGCGGCUCGGUGCCGACUGGAAACUUCUCACCGACGCCGAGAAGAGACCUUUCAUCGACGAGGCCAAGCGUCUGCGGGCACUGCACAUGAAGGAACACCCGGAUUACAAAUACCGUCCCCGCAGAAAGACCAAGACCCUGCUCAAGAAAGACAAGUAUUCCUUGCCCGGGGGACUUUUGGCGCCGGGUGGCAAUGCUGUCAACAGCGCUGUCUCCGUGGGGCAGCGGAUGGACAGCUACGCGCACAUGAACGGCUGGACAAACAGUGCGUACUCCCUCAUGCAGGACCAGCUCAGCUACCCGCAGCACCAUAGCAUGAACAGCCCACAGAUCCAGCAGAUGCACCGGUACGAGAUGACGGGCCUCCAGUACCCCAUGAUGUCCACCGCUCAGACUUACAUGAACGCGGCCUCCACGUACAGCAUGUCCCCGGCGUACACGCAGCAGACCAGCAGUGCCAUGGGCCUGGGCUCCAUGGCGUCGGUGUGCAAGACGGAGCCUAGCUCACCUCCCCCGGCCAUCACCUCUCACUCCCAGCGGGCGUGCUUAGGCGAUCUGAGGGACAUGAUCAGCAUGUAUCUCCCGCCCGGGGGGGACAGCGCGGAACACGCCGGCCUGCAGGCCAGUCGUUUACACAGCGCGCACCCGCACUAUCAGAGUGUGGGGACGGGGGUGAAUGCAACACUACCCCUCACGCACAUCUAAGAACAAACUUACACACACAAAGACUUUUCAAAUACUGGGACAAAAAUGAGUACUUCGGAUACUUGAACACUUUGAUUUUGCAAAAAGAGUCGAGGUUCAAUAGUUUUGUUGUAAAAUAAUGAAAUUAUUUUUAAUCUAAAAAAAAGAACGAGUUGUCCAUUUUAAAAGCAUUUUAAGACCGACAUAUCGUGGAUUUUUUUGAGUGUUGAACCCAACAGAAUAUUGCAUUGCAAAUGAGCUUCUAUCAUGAGCUAUAAGCAAUCAACUUUUGUAGAAGAAUUGGACUUCUAUUCUUUAAUGCCAUCAUGGUUUCUCUCUGUGAAAAAAGGCACGUGGCUUCGUGAUGAGGCUGUUGUAUUUCAGAUUUUAAAAAAGGAGAAAAAAGAAAGGAAAACACUGGAGGGAGAGUCCACCCAUUAAUGUUUACACUUAAUUUGUAGAAUGUCAGUUUCGUCUUCUGUGUCCAAAUCUGUGUAGUCUUAUUUUCAUGAACUAGUUGUUUAUUUUUUGUUUCUUUGAAAGACUGUGCGGGUCGCAAGCGCAAGUUUUAUUUAUAGAAAGUUGUUUUGUGUGUUUUUUUUUCUCCCAUGAAAAAAGCUUGUGGGCCUUUUUAUGCGUCUCGUUGGAAAUGUUUUCAUCUUUUAUUGUUUUGUGAGCAUUUUCUUUUCUGUGAUGUUUUGCGUAUCAGGUGACCCAUUUUCUGGGCUGAGAAGUUUUAUUUAAACUGACGUUUUUACUUAUUUUAAGACCAUCCUCUAUUCUUAAAUGAAUAAAUUUUUACAAAACACGA